CUUCCGGGUCACGGACCCUCCUCACGUCGAAGCAGCAUGGCAGCCAGAAACCAGCGACGCCGAAAGUCCGGCCCGGUUCGGGCUGAAGGAGAGGAUUUACAGGAGGAGUGGGGUUCAGAUGAAGAGUUGAACCAGGAGGAAGUGUUCCGACUCGGAGGAACUCAGGCGGACAUCGUCCUCAUCGCUGGCAUCAACGACUCCCGCGAACUGGUGGAUGGAGGGAUGAAGGGUGCCAUCGACGACCUGGAGGAGGGCGAGCUGGAGAGCUUCAUCACCAAACUGGGCAUCCGCGCCUACGCCGGGGAGCAAAGUAUCCCAGAUGAGCCGUCAGAAAACAUGGCUGCAGGAAAGGUUGAAGGUCAGAAUGUGUCCACAGAGGAGCAAGCAUCCAGUGGUCUAAGACAAGAGGUGAAACAGAAGAAGGACAGAGACGUUCCUGCUGUGACUGGGAAAAAGUCCAGACAGAACAUCAGUGUGUACGAGUUCCAGCCUCGGCAGGUUCUGCUCAUUAAGCCAGGCGGGAAGUGGUUCCACAUGGAAUACGCCGCGGAGGAAACAUCGGCGCCACAGGACCCGGUUCUGGUGUCCCGGUACAAGUCCCUCGCCCAGCAGCUGUUUGAGGCCGAGGUGGCGCUUUACAGGUCCAAGAAGAACCUGCAGAAAGGAGCCAACUCGGCCUGGAUGAAGUCCGUGGUCUCUGCCGGUGUGCUGGCGGACAGGAUGGCUGCCAUGACGGUUCUGAUCCAGGACGCUCCAGUACACAUGCUGGAGCAUGUGGAGACCCUUGUGUCCAUGAUGAAGAGAAAGGGUGGCCGGCGAAUGGGCCUGAUGGCUCUGGACACCCUGAGAGAGUUGCUGCUCACCAACCUGCUGCCGGAAAACAGGAAGCUCCGCCCAUUUAUCCAGCAUCCCUUUGACAACCUGGAGGAGAAGGCCAGUGGCAACCGGGACGCCCGGGACCGCCGCCUCAUCCUCUGGUACUUCGAGCACCUGCUGAAGCUCCACGUGGCUGAGUUCGUGUCGGCGUUGGACGGUAUGACUCACGACACGGUGGUGGCCACCAAGACGAAGGCGCUGGGCGUAGCCUACGAGCUGCUCAGCAGGCAACCCGAACAGGAGAGGGUGCUGCUCGCUCAGGUGGUCAACAAGCUGGGAGAUCCCGACUACAAGAUGGCCACCAAAGCGUCGCACAUGCUGGAGACACUGUUGCACCGGCACCCCAACAUGAAGACGGUGGUGUGCUGCGAAGUAGAGCGCCUCAUGUUCAGACCCAACAUCGGCACCAAGGCCCAGUACUACGCCAUCUGCUUCCUGAGCCAAGUGGUUCUGAGCCACGACGAGGCCGCGCUCGCCGCCAAGCUCAUCGCCAUCUACUUCUCCUUCUUCCGCUCCUGCGUCAAGAAAAAGGACGUGGAGUCGAAGAUGCUGAGCGCGCUGUUGUCAGGUGUGAACCGGGCCUAUCCAUACGCCGGCGCUGGGGAUGAGAAGGUCAAGGAGCAGCUGGACACCUUGUUCCGAGUGGUCCACCUGGCCAAGUUCAACACGGCGGUGCAGGCGCUCAUGUUGCUGUUCCAGGUUCUGGACUCUCAGCAAAGCGUAUCGGACCGGUUCUACGUGGCCUUGUACAGGAAGCUGCUGGAUCCGGGCCUGUCAACGUCCUCGAGCCAGAACAUGUUCCUCAACCUGCUCUUCAAGUCCAUGAAGGUGGACGUCCUGCCCAGACGGGUCAAAGCCUUCAGCAAGCGCCUGCUGCAGGUCAGCGCCCAGCAGAGCCCCGCCUUCGCCUGCGGAGCGCUCUUCCUGUUGUCAGAACUCAUCAGGGCCAAACCGGGCCUCAGGGAUCUUCUGCAGGAAGGAGGGGAACGAGAGGAUGAGGAGGAGGAGUUUAAAGACCUGAAGGAGGAAGAGGAGGAGGAGAACGAGGAGGAGGGAGGAGCCAGGAUCAAACCCGCGGCAUCAUGGGUACACCACCAGAACAUGGAAGGAGGAAGGACUUCUCAGAACUACGACCCGCUUCACAGAAACCCGCUGUUCUGCGGCGCCGACCACUCCUCCUUUUGGGAGCUGCACCAGUUCUCUCUUCACUUCCACCCAUCGGUGGCGCUGUUUGCCAGAACUAUCCUUCAGGCAGAACCGAUCCAGUACACCGGAGACCCGCUGCAGGACUUCACCCUCAUCCGGUUCCUGGACCGCUUCGUCUUCAGGAACCCCAAACAGCAGAAGGGGAAACAAAACUCCGACUCUGCUGUUCUCCGACCCAAACUCAGGUUCUUGCCCGGUUCUGUACCAGUGAACUGUGCUGACUUCCUGUCCAAAGAGGAGAGUCAGGUUCCCGUGGACCAGGUCUUCUUCCACCGCUUCUUCAAAAAGCGUCAGCAGGACAAACAGAACCAGCGUCCAGAGAGAGGGGGGGACGACGAGAGCGUGGAGGACGUGGACGACGAGGAGUUUGAGAACCUUCUGGAUUCCUUGGAGGGAGACUCGUACUUCACUGAUGUGGAAAAGGAGGACUUGGACUUUGCAGCGAAUGUGAAAAGCAAAAGAACCCAGAAGAACCCAGACUCUGAUUCGGACCUGAGCGACCUGGAUGAUGAGGAGGUGUCUCUGGGCAGCAUGGACGAGGAAGACUUUGGAGAUGUCCUGGAGGAGGAGGAAGGAGGGACUUUCAUGGAUCCCAGUGGAGAUGAAGAGGAUGAAGCUCCAGAGCUGGAGGAGAAGGAGGAGGAGGAGGAGGAUGAAGAUCUGGAUCCACCGGUCAGGAAGAGGAGGCCCAACGAUCUAAGCUUCUGUCCAGCUUCAGGUUCUGCAACAAGAACCAAGAAACCAAAACAAGAAGCUUCCAUGUUUGCUUCCGCUGAGGAGUUUGGCUCGCUGCUGGACGAGAACACGGACGCCAAGUUUGACCACAUGGGUCUGAAUGCCAUGGCAACCAAGGACAGGGCAGGCCUGAAGCAGCUGAAGUGGGAGUCUCAGAGGGACGACUGGAUCCACAACCGCGACGCCACGACGCUCCGCCGGAAAAAGAGCAGGGGGAAGCGGCACGGCCAGGGCCAAACAGGAAACAGGAAGUUCCGACACAAGAAGAAGUAACCAGUUCCGACUCAGUCCUGUCUGUCCGACCAGGCCCGCUGGUCCCGUUCUCUCAUCCCGUAGACGCCGGCCCACUCGUUGGACUGGUAGAAGGCUGGGAGGAGAACCAGAACAUCAGCUGAUUAAUACAUGAGAACAUUGUGAUCCGAGGUUCUUUCUGUAAAUGUAAGACUGUACUCCCCCCCCCCCCCACACACACACACACACGCGCGUUCCUGUUUUGCUAAAUAAAGUUACAUAAGAGCUUGUAAACACCUCUGGGCGUUAACUCUUCAUUCUGAUGGAACGACGGCCAGCGUGGGGGAGAGAGCAGCGGUGGAACGCCUGCCAGCCGACGCCGCUGCUGUUGGGCCGACCAAUCACAGACGUGUGAUGGAUAAUUAAAAAGUUGGGCUCUACUCCCGUUUGCCCUUGCGUGCCGGUCGGACAGCCGUGGAAUCGAUGGAUAACGGCGCUCCACACCUCUGCAGUAAGCUAGGCUUAAGGACGACCCUGUGGUUCACUCAGAGCCUCCAGCACCAGCAGGAGCUGCUGUGCAUGGAGGUGUUUUUCUGGACCACUAGGUCCACCCUGUAGCUGGUUAAAGUACCAACCAUCACUAAGGCCUCCUUACCUUCCAGGAUGGAGGGGAACUUCCUGUUCAUGGUGUUUCUGAAAUCUGAGGGAAGACCAACAGAAGGUUUCAGCAGCAGUUCAGACAGCUGGUCUGAAUCCAGAGCUGUGAUCCAAUACCUUGGCUCUGAUUCAUCUUAUGAAAGAGAGUGUAUGCCCCAAAGACACCCAGCAGCUCCAGAACCAUCACGCCCCGCAGGAUCUGCCUGGCCGGAGGCAUUUGGGAAGGAAGACUUUUCUUCUGACCAACAGUCCAGAUUUCACCAUCUGCAAACAAACCAGAAGAUAUUUCUCAAACAGGAAGCAGGUGAAAGUAAAUGUUCAGCAGAGGAGGACGGCUUGUUCAGUGGUGCUCAACAAUCUGCACAAGUAAACAUCUCCAGAACCCAGUAGACUGCCAGAGACAGAAUCACGGUAACGAAUGGAAAAAACAUUUACUGGUAAUUGCUUUUUGUGUCUUCCACUUCCCUGCUCUGAGCCAAUCAGGCUUCAGGAUUCCUGGCACAAUUCUUUUAAAUCAAAACCAUAAAACCUGUCUGCCACCAGGGGGCGCUGGGAGCCAUAAACAUCUGUUUGACUUCCUUAAGAUGUCUAAAGCUCCGCCUUCCUCGCCUCUGAUUGGCUAUUUGAUUUAGCAGCAAACCCUCCCACCAACAACUUUUCACUAAUCACCAUUCUACACAGUUUUCAUGUUUCUUUUAAUAAAGAUAAAAUGUGAAUUUA
Molecule: messenger RNA, 4425 nt
Organism: Nothobranchius furzeri (turquoise killifish)
Lineage: Eukaryota; Metazoa; Chordata; Actinopteri; Cyprinodontiformes; Nothobranchiidae
Gene: cebpz
Product: CCAAT enhancer binding protein zeta
Cellular component (GO): nucleus
Source: RefSeq, a predicted model, not a curated record